Rubroshorea leprosula is the source of this 911-nucleotide messenger RNA. NCBI's taxonomy places the organism in Eukaryota, Viridiplantae, Streptophyta, Magnoliopsida, Malvales, Dipterocarpaceae. The record is from the annotation of a GenBank genome assembly.
GUUGGUAAUACUGAGCAAUCUAUCGAUUUGUUGGAGCCCAUUAUGGAUGCACAAAACAACGAGAAUUCAAAUGCAAUAAUGGCACAACUAGAGGCUCCUGCUCCACAAGCUACUCUGGUAGCAAAUACUUCAAUGCCAAAUCAAGAUACAAGUCAGUCUGAAGCUGCUAAAAGAGCAAGAGAUCAGGCUUAUCGGGUGCGGCUGAAGAAAGAUAAGACAGAAAUGAUGGAUAACAUGAAGGCACUUACUCAAGAGAACAAGGCAUUAUGGGAUGAGAAUGGAAACCUACAAAGUGAAAACACAGAUAUGAACAAAGUUUUGCAAUCUCAGGCAAAGGAGAUAGAUCAACUCCAACGCGAUUUCGACCUAUUGAAGCAUGAGAAUAAGAAGCAAAAUUUACUCAUGCAGAUACUCUCGGAGAAGCUGGAUGAUUCUGAUCUCAGUCUCAGAGAAGAAAACCAGAAGCUGCAAAAUGAAAAUUAUUGGUUGAGGCAGAGUAUGGGUAUGGACAAUCCGAGCUUGCAACUUAUAGAAGAGAGUGUGCAGUUGAAGCACGAAAAUAGGGUAAUGAAAGCGCAGGUUAGUGCUUUAUGUGAGAAGUUAAUCAUUUCAGAGAAUUUAUCUUCGCCAGCCAAGUUCAUGGAUUAAUUUAGCCCGCACGGCCAACAGAAUACGCGUAUGGAGGUUACACUUUAUGAGAAUACGCGUCUGUGUUAGGUACCAUUUAGAACUUGUUUAGCAUGGCUGAAGUUUUUAUUUAGAGUUUUGUUAUGAGAAUUAGAUUUCGAAGUCUUGUUUACAAGAAUCUCUUCAAAAAUUCCCUAUUUAUGAGAAGGUGAAUGUAUUUGGUUAAAUUUUUUGUACAAGCAUCUUUAGAGUUUAAAUUUGUUCCAUAAAUUUUUUUAAAAGGA